AUGGUCGGUCUUGUUGAUGGCACCACUGAAUUCUUCAAAUUCAUACUGGUUUUGAUCUUGUUCAACCUUACCGCGGCAAGCAUCUGCCUGUGUAUCGGCAUAAUCUUUAAAGAAGUUGGUGUGGCCAGUUUAUUAAGUAGCUUGGUCAUGCUAUUUAGCAUGUUAUUUGGCGGCCUCCUGUUGAAUAAAGAGUCUAUCCCCGAUUAUUUGGCUUGGUUAAAGGACUUAUCAUUCUUUAAUUAUGCCUUCGAAGCAUUGAUCGUUAACGAAGUUGUUUAUCUCCAGUUGAAAGAAGAGAAAUAUGGAUUAUUGAUUGACGUUCCUGGUGCAACAAUUUUAUCAACAUUUGGUUUUGAUGCUUCGGCAUAUUGGUCAGACGUUGCCAAGUUGAAUAUAAUGUUCUGUGCAUUUAUAGUUCUUUCAUUCAUUUGCCUGCAACUUUUCGUGAAGGAAAGACGUUAG
Molecule: messenger RNA, 462 nt
Organism: Acaulospora colombiana
Lineage: Eukaryota; Fungi; Glomeromycota; Glomeromycetes; Diversisporales; Acaulosporaceae
Source: the annotation of a GenBank genome assembly